AUGAGUAAUUCAUUAAGCGGUGGAUAUAUUGUUCGAAAUGAAAAUGGAUUUGAUACAAAGUAUAAAUGUUUAGUUUGUUUGCAUCUACUGAAAAAUCCAGUUCAACUAGAUUGUGGUCAUCGCAUAUGUCACAGCUGUGUUGAUGCUCAGAAUAAUUUUGUUUUAUGUUUGGAAUGCAAAGAACAGACACUACUUUCAGAGGUAAAACUUGAUAAAGGCUUUCAUAAAGACAUGCAAACAUUAGAAGUCAACUGUAUCUCAUGUGAAUGGUUCGGACAGCUAAAGAACUAUCAGAAUCAUUUCGAACGAUUACAUCCUCAAUAUAAAUGUUCAUAUUGUGGAGAAAUAUUUGAUUCUCUACCAUUACAUGAACAACAUAUGAAGAAAUCAUGUUCAAAAAUACUUGUACAUUGUCCUCUUCAGCAAUAUGGAUGUCGAGAAGAAAUUCUUCGUGGUGAUUUGGAAAGGCAUUAUCGAACAAAAGAACAUCAAAGAGCUCUUUUAUUUUGCUUUGAUCAACUUUCUUCACAAUGGACAGAACAAUACCAAGCAUCGACAAACGUCGAUACUCACAUGAAAAUGAAAACUUCGGAUCACUCAUCUAUAGUUAAUACUACAUCAUCUACGACAAUAAUAACAGACGACCAUGGAAAUGAACACGAAUAUGUUAAUGAAAUGAUUAGUCUUUUGUCAAAUGGUGUUCAGACAUUGAAUGAUGAUGUCGUGCGUAUGAACAAUGAAUCAGUAGAAAAUUUUGAAUCAUUCAAAACAAUCGAUGAAGUUCUACCAACGAUAAAAAAAUCAAUUGAAGAAUCAAAUAAUAUUUUAGACGCAAUGAAUACUAAUUUAACAAUUCUACAUCAGGAGUUAUCAUCUUUAAAACAAAAAUAUGAAGACAAACAAGCCACUUCUUAUGAUGGAACAUUGAUUUGGAAAAUCAGUCGAUUUCAAGAGAAAAUGACUGAUGCAAAAUCUGAACGACAAGUAUCUAUAUACUCUCCACCAUUUUUCUCAUCACCUACAGGUUACAAAAUGUGUGCUCGUCUAUAUUUGUAUGGAGAUGGGAAUGCUCGUCGUACUCAUAUGUCUCUAUUUUUCGUUUUAAUGCGUGGUCCUAAUGACUCUAUACUUCAAUAUCCCUUUAGUUAUAAGGUUACAUUUUGUCUCUUCGAUCAAAGUGAUCAACGAUCUCAUAUCAUUGAUUCAUUUCGUCCUGAUACUAAAUCCAAUAGUUUCCAACGACCACGUUCAGAUAUGAAUAUUGCAAGUGGUAUUCCGAAAUUUGUUCCAAUUAAUACAGUUGAUAAUCCUAAUAGUCCAUACGUUAAAGAUGAUACAAUGUUUAUCAAAGUGAUAGUCGAUUUUGAAAAUAUAGCAAAGAAUAUGUUAUCAUACGUGUUCAGUUUAAAUCCAGCUUUACCAAUGCAUACUCAACAGCGGAUGAUACGUCAAAAAAUUGAAAAAAAGGCACAGCAAUCACAAUUAACUUCACAAGAAACUCCAACGAACAACGAAGCAAAAAUAUCUAGUAACAAUUCAAAAAAACACUAG
Rotaria sordida is the source of this 1551-nucleotide messenger RNA. NCBI's taxonomy places the organism in Eukaryota, Metazoa, Rotifera, Eurotatoria, Philodinida, Philodinidae. The record is from the annotation of a GenBank genome assembly.